This is a messenger RNA of Rhagoletis pomonella (apple maggot), 2475 nucleotides long. RefSeq lists its product as uncharacterized. The record is from RefSeq and is a predicted model, not a curated record. The coding region runs from base 1 to 2475 and encodes 824 amino acids. Lineage: Eukaryota; Metazoa; Arthropoda; Insecta; Diptera; Tephritidae. The transcript is spliced from 2 exons.
AUGGAAACCUUUAUUCGUUUGGCAGAAUCUGUAAUCGAAUUUGAAUCAGAUUACAAUAGCACACCAGCCACAGAGCAAAACAAACACGGCCUUGCAAUACAGCAAGACGAACUAAAGGCUUUGUGGGAAAAGACCAAAGUAGCUUAUGACGCGAUCAUAAAUAAAGAAGGAAUUUCUAAAGAUGACAUUAAAGCAAUUAGACGGAAACAUAAGGGCUCGUUUUCCAGCUAUGUCAAAUGCAUGUCGGUAAUGGCUAGUCAGUCUGAGACGCUUGUAAAUGCAGAGAAGGAUGUACAAGAUCAGUCGGUUCGUGAACACAAUAUUCACCUUCCUCCGUGUGACACAGAUGUGUUCAAGGGCGACUAUCUGUCAUGGCCAUCGUUCCAUAAUGAGUGUGGUAGCUCACUGAAGAAGUUGCAGCGCGAUAUAAAUAAUUGUUUAUCAGCGCUCAGGAGCCAUAAUAUUGACAUCUCGAAUUGGGAUGCAAUUAUUGUAUAUCUAUGCUCAACUAAACUUCCCGACUGUACGCUGGCUCUAUGGGAACAAACCAUAGAUUACAAGAAAGAUUUACCAAAGUGGGAAGACAUGGACAAGUUCCUAUCGAAUAGGUUUCAAACCUUGGAAACCAUGUCAGGCAUAAAGGGCACAAAGUCUGUAAAAGCGUCAAAGCCGCAAAACACCAGACAUCCCUCAGAAGCCCCCACAAAAAGACUUGGCGCGUUCCAAACAAGCGUAACCAAGUACACAUGUAAAAUGUGCCAAACAAAUGAGCACAAAUUACGCCGCUGUUCCCAUUUCCUAAAGCUAACGCCAACUGAAAGGAUAGAGUUUUUAAAGAGCAACAAUGCUUGCCUGAAUUGUCUGAGUUCUGGACAUACUGUGUCAAGAUGCACAAGCCCUUUCAAUUGCGGCACGUGUCACUCGCGACAUCAUACGCUCCUGCACACCCAGACAAUUCCGCCAAAGGCAACACCGCCUCAAACGCCACCGAGCUCUGCCAAAGAUGUUGCCUCAACCUCGCAACAAGCUGCAGCAAGGCGUAACUUCAAUAAAACUAACUCCGGUAAAAGCAAAAACGUUAAGUCUAAUUAUGCAAAUAUGAACUCAGGUGUACUUUUAGGAACGGCUCGUGUAAAUAUACGUCUCAAUGAUACAGAUUUUUCAGCACGAGCACUCAUUGAUUCGGGUUCGGAGUGUUCCUUUAUAACAGAACGACUCAAACGCAGAAUCAACCUGCCAUCUAAGAAGAUGUAUGCCAAAGUUUCAGGCAUAACGAAUUCAACCUCUGCUCAGGUCAAGGAGGCAUGCAACAUAGAACUACGGUCCCCUGUUGACCCACUGUUUAGUCUACAUGCAACAGUGCUCGUGCUGACAAAAUUAACUGGAAAUCUUCCAUCCUGCCAUAUCAGCGCUAUGACUAUGCAGGCAUUUCCAGAUCUGAUUUUAGCAGAUAAAAGGUUCUACGUUAACGAAGAAGUAGACCUAGUACUUGGCGGAGACAUUUAUCCCCAAAUUAUUUUGUGCGGCUUGAAGAAAAAUGUUCUCAGUACACUUCUUGCCCAAGAAACCGUGUUCGGUUGGAUUUUAACCGGUCGCACAGAAGCACCAAAUCCAACAAACAACAUAGUUUCUUAUCAUAGCGAAGUUGCCUUGGAUCAACAACUAACAGCUUUCUGGGAACUAGAAGAUAUACCGAAAAACAAAAAUUUUAACGAAGACGACAAGUAUUGUGAAGAGCUUUAUCGGAAAACGACUGAGAGAAACCCAGAUGGAAAAUAUGUAGUCUCGCUACCAUUUAGGCAGGAAUUUCCAGCAAACAUUUGCCUAGGCCCCUCUCUUAAAAGAGCAUGCUCUCAGUUCUUCCGGAAUGAGACGCGGCUUACAAAGGAUCCCGUCCUGCAAAAGGAGUAUAAUAGGGUACUAACAGAAUAUGAAUCACUGGGACACAUGUCCAGGAUAAAUGGUAGCAUUUCAGCAGACUCUUCCGAUAAUUACUUUCUACCCCAUCACGCUGUGAUAAAGGCGGAAAGCACCUCUACAAAAGUUCGGGUCGUCUUUAAUGCCUCAAGCCAGACGGCUAAUGGUACAAGUUUAAAUGACGUACUUUACCCAGGUCCAGUACUCCAAGCAGAUCUUCCAAUAUUAAUACUCCGCUGGAGAUUAUAUCGGUACGUUUUUAAUAGCGACAUCGAGAAGAUGUACCGCCAAAUUUGGGUGAAUAACAACCAUACCAAAUACCAGCGAAUAGUUUAUCGUACAAACCCGAACGAACCUGUAAGUCUAUAUGAAUUAAAGACUGUCACUUUCGGGAUUAAUAGCGCACCUUACCUCGCGAUAAGGACACUUCUGCAAUUAGCCGACGAUGUAGAGAAUUCUUUCCCAAUAGCAUCUAACAUACUACGAAAGUGCAUGUAUGUGGAUGACGUGUUAGCUGGAGGACAUAGCGUCGACUCUACCAUUAAAGCAAGAGAUUAA